AUGCGCAUUGACGAACCCGGAACUGAACUCCACAAUAGAGCGGAGCAGCUCUAACAGCUUUUUAAAGGAAGCUUUUUUUUAGCAGAUAUAAAGAUGCAGCUUCACUUCACUAAAGAUGUUUUACCUGACUCUGUCAGCACCGACUUCCAGAACCUGAAUAAAUUCAACGAGCAGCAAUUUCUCCGACUAAUUGAAAUUCUGUUCCAGUUCUUGCUGGAGCCAAAAGAGACGGAGAGGUUCAUGCAGCAGCUCAGUGAGUUUGCAGGGGAACAUGGGAUGAGUGCAGGUCCUCUGAGGAACCUGAUGAAGAGCGUCCUCCUGGUGCCACAGGGAGCCCUGAAGAAAAACCUGCCAGCCGAGCAGAUCAAAGAUGACCUGGUGACUUUAGGAGUGAAUGAAGACAAGGCAGCUCAUUUCUCACAGCAGUGGUGGGAGCACUACGCAGCGCUGACCAGACUCGCCAUCGGGCAGACUCUGAUGGUGAACCAGCUGGUCGACAUGGAGUGGAAAUUUGGAGUGACCGUUGGAACCAGUGAAAUACAGAAAGUGGGGAACAUCUUCCUGCAGCUGAAACUGGUGGUCAGGAAGGGGAAUUCCACAGAGAACGUCUACAUGGAGUUGACACUCCCGCAGUUUUACAACUUCCUACACGAGAUGGAGCGAGCCAAGGCCAGCAUGGAGUGUUUCAGCUGAGUGUGUGUGUGUGUGUGUGUGUGUGUGUGUGUGUGUGUGUGUGUGUGUGUGUGUGUGUGUGUGUGUGUGUGUGUGUGUGUGUGUGUGUGUGUGUGUGUGUGUGUGUGUGUGUGUGUGUGUGUGUGUGUGUGUGUGUGUGUGUGUGUGUGUGUGUGUGUGUGUGUGUGUGUGUGUGUGUGUGUGUGUGUGUGUGUGUGUGUGUGUGUGUGUGUGUGUGUGUGUGUGUGUGUGUGUGUGUGUGUGUGUGUGACUGACUGACUGACUGACUGACUGACUGACUGACUGACUGACUGACUGACUGACUGACUGACUGACUGACUGACUGACUGUGUGUGUGACUGUGUGUGUGUGUGUGACUGUACUGUGUGUGUGUGUGUGUGUGUGUGUGACUGUACUGUGUGUGUGUGUGUGUGUGACUGUGUGUGUGUGAGACUGUACUGUGUGUGACUGUACUGUGUGUGUGUGUGUGUGACUGUAGUGUGUGUGUGUGUGUGUGACUGUACUGUGUGUGUGUGACUGUACAGAGUGUGUGUGUGUGUGUGUGUGUGUGUGUGACUGUACAGAGUGUGUGUGUGACUGUGUGUGUGACUGUACAGAGUGUGUGUGUCUGUGACUGUGUGUGUGACUGUACAGAGUGUGUGUGUGUGUGUGACUACAGAGUGUGUGUGACUGUACAGAGUGUGUGUGACUGUACAGAGUGUGUGUGACUGUGUGUGUGUGUGUGUGUGUGACUGUACAGACUGUGUGUGUGUGUGUGUGUGACUGUACAGAGUGUGUGUGUGUGUGACUGUACAGAGUGUGUGUGUGUGUGUGACUGUACAGAGUGUGUGUGUGUGUGACUGUACAGAGUGUGUGUGUGUGACUGUACAGAGUGUGUGUGUGUGUGACUGUACAGAGUGUGUGUGUGUGUGACUGUACAGAGUGUGUGUGUGUGUGACUGUACAGAGUGUGUGUGUGUGUGUGAAUAUGUCAGGAUGUGGCUGCAGGGUGUGUGUUAUAAUUGUGUAAUUUUCUGUGUGUGGCGCUGACGAGACUGAAGAAAACUGCAAAAAAAAAAUAAUUACCACAAAAAAUGUGUCCUCAUGUUUACUAAUAAACACAACAACAACAACAAAAA
Molecule: messenger RNA, 1810 nt
Organism: Labrus mixtus (cuckoo wrasse)
Lineage: Eukaryota; Metazoa; Chordata; Actinopteri; Labriformes; Labridae
Gene: commd7
Product: COMM domain containing 7
Exons: 10
Coding region: 94-693 (199 amino acids)
Biological process (GO): tumor necrosis factor-mediated signaling pathway; negative regulation of DNA-templated transcription
Molecular function (GO): NF-kappaB binding
Source: RefSeq, a predicted model, not a curated record